This is a messenger RNA of Chanos chanos (milkfish), 1569 nucleotides long. Its product is annotated as solute carrier family 22 member 5-like. The record is from RefSeq and is a predicted model, not a curated record. The coding region runs from base 1 to 1569 and encodes 522 amino acids. Gene Ontology annotation, cellular component: membrane. The transcript has 9 exons. Lineage: Eukaryota; Metazoa; Chordata; Actinopteri; Gonorynchiformes; Chanidae. Gene Ontology annotation, biological process: transmembrane transport. Gene Ontology annotation, molecular function: transmembrane transporter activity.
AUGAGGGACUACGAGGACUUGACAGCGUUCCUAGGUGAAUGGGGACCAUUUCAACUACUAAUUUUCAUCCUACUGAGCCUCAGCAGUGUGCCCAAUGGUUAUGUGGGCAUGGCUACGGUCUUUGUUGCUGAUAUCCCACCUCACCACUGUAAGAUACCUCAUCUGAAUUCCAGCUAUGGUAGUCUGAACCUCAAUCUGUCUAUUCCUCUUGAGGAGGUGAAAGGAAAAAUCAUCUUGAGUAAGUGUCAUCGGUACAAGGAAUUAAAUGUCUCUAAUGGAGGAUUUGGGAAUGAGACGGAGAGCUGCCUGGAUGGAUGGGACUUCAGCAAGGAGAGAUAUAUAUCUACAAUUGUUACAGAGUGGAAUCUGGUGUGUGAUGAUGCUUGGAAAGCACCUUUUACUGUAACAGUGUUCUUUUUUGGAGUACUGAUUGGAUCUUUCAUAUCUGGAGUCAUUUCUGACAGAUAUGGGAGAAAGGUCACUUUCUUUACCACAAUGGCAGUUCGGACAAUUUUUAGUCUGGUUCAGGCUGCUUCCAACAGCUGGGAAAUGUUCUGUGUGCUGUAUUUUAUUGUUGGAAUGGCAGAUAUUUCUAACUAUUGUUGUGCUUUCAUCCUGGGCUGUGAAAUUCUCAGCAAGUCAUCGCGAAUCACCUUUGCCAUUAUUGGUGUGUGCAUGUCCUAUGCUACUGGUUAUAUGUUUCUCCCACUUUUUGCCUACUAUAUUCGGAACUGGAGGAUUCUUCUGACAGCCCUAGCCAUCCAAGGAUUCCUUUAUAUUCCCAUGUGGUGGUACAUCCCAGAAUCACCCCGCUGGCUCCUGUCCCAGGGGAGGGUGGAGGAGGCGGAAGCCAUCAUUCGAGCUGCAGCUAAGAUGAAUGGGGUCAUUCCUCCAGAAGUCAUAUUCAAACAAAGUGACUGUGACCAGUUACUGGAAAAAAAUGAUCAGGCAAGGAAAGUACACUACUCUUGGACCGAUCUUCUCAAAACAACCAAUAUAAGAUACAUUACCAUCCUCAACAUGAUCAUCUGGAUAGUCAUCUCCAUGACUUAUUACGGACUCUCUCUCAACACUCCAAACAUGGAUGGUGAUCCCUACCUUAACUGUCUCAUAGCUGCAGCGUCAGAGGUUGUGGGCUACAGCUUGACGUGGUUCUUUGUUCGCUACACACCUCGCCGAUUCACAUUGUCCUUUAGUCUUCUGUUGAGCGGGGCACUGCUGCUCCUCAUCAGAUUUAUUCCUGAAGAGCUCAAUGUGCUGAUUCUCACUCUGAUAAUGACAGGAAAAUCAGGGGUGUCAGGGGCCUUUGCAUUUGUGUAUCUUUAUGCCACUGAGCUUUUUCCCACUGUGGUCAGGAACAUGGGCCUGGGAGCCACCUCCAUGGCUUCACGCAUUGGCAGCCUUUGUUCUCCAUACAUAGCCUACAUUGGAACAUACAAUAAGAUACUGCCCUAUAUCCUUAUGGGUGGUAUCACUAUUAUUACUGGAAUUCUGAGCUUGUUGCUGCCAGAAACAAAAGACGAAGAGCUGCCUGAAUUGAUCAGCCAAGUCAAACCACUGAAAUUGUAA